AUGAGUAUGAUGGGCCAGUUGCUGAAACCAAAGAUGACAGAAAUUACGGAGAAAUUAAGAGCGGAAAUUAAUAAGGUGGUCAACAAAUACAUUGAUCAAGGAGUGGCAGAGCUUGUUCCAGGUGUGCUUUUUAUUGAUGAGACACAUGGAAUUCCUUCUGAUCUUUUGGCUCGUCUUUUAAUCAUUCCUACAAAUGCGUACGAGGCGGAUGAAAAUCAAGAGAAUCUUCGUAUUCGAGUUACAGUUGAAGGUUUAGCCAUAACUGAAGCUGCAUUAGACAAACUCACAGAACAUGCGCGAGUAAGCGGACGCAAUCAAAUUGAUGUCCAGGAUGUAGGGGAGUGCGAAGAUUUAUUCAUUGAUGCACGGAGGAGUGCAGCUAUUAUGAACGGUGAAGCUGGUAAUGGGUUCAUUUCAUAA
Botrytis sinoallii is the source of this 420-nucleotide messenger RNA. RefSeq lists its product as uncharacterized. Gene Ontology annotation, molecular function: ATP binding; DNA helicase activity. Gene Ontology annotation, biological process: chromatin remodeling; box C/D snoRNP assembly; regulation of transcription by RNA polymerase II. The record is from RefSeq and is a predicted model, not a curated record. Bases 1 to 420 code for a protein of 139 amino acids. Gene Ontology annotation, cellular component: Ino80 complex; R2TP complex; Swr1 complex. The transcript is spliced from 3 exons. Lineage: Eukaryota; Fungi; Ascomycota; Leotiomycetes; Helotiales; Sclerotiniaceae.